UGAGGGAGCCAGUGGUUAGGAGGGGGAAAAAAAAUCCAGUCAGCGUUUUGUAGCACUUUCCGAUGAGUUCCUCUACAUCGUUAGAGACACUGGCAUAGCCGACAGAUCACUGUUUGCCAGCUUAAGGGAUGUUUUAGGGACAAAUUGUCUCCAAAGGGCAACUGGAGCGGGCAGUCUGAGCCCUUAUAAUGCGGGCAGACCAAGUCUCAGUAGUUAUGAACGCAGCGCAGACGGACCCUGAGAAACUGCUUUCAUGGAUUGACUGAUUGAUUGAUUGGCAUUUGAUUUUUUUUAUUUUUUCAAUAUCAGAGGAUUUUUUUCCCUCUGUGUCGUGAUUCCCUAGUCUAUUAUUCAAAAAAAUAAUUGUGGAUUAUUAUUGGGGAGUCGAGGAUUUUUUCGGAGGUGCGUCUUUAUUUUGAAGUUGAAUGAGGAUAUUGACUUUUUACAGUUAGCCUGCCUCUGGGUAAAGGAUCAGAAGAGUGGAAUUAACCUCUCACAAGGUGGAAAUAUUAGUCUUAUUGGACCCCAACUCAUCUUUCUCGCCGCUGAGUCCAAUAUGAAGUCUGUCACUGUGUGGAUGUGCGUUUACGUCUUUCUACUGCUCUUAGAUGAGGCAGCGAGUUCCUGGGACGGCCCCUCAGCUUUGUCUGUGUCCUUGGCCACCAGUGUUCCAGGAUCUCCAGGCACCGGCUCUGGGCCCGGAGCUCAGCCAGAAUGGGUGGACUGCAUCCAGGCGAGUGACAUGUGCAACCAGAACCCUUACUGCAGCUCUCGGUACCGGGUGAUGCGCCAGUGCCUUGUGGGCAAGGAGAAAGAAGCCAUGCUGGACAACAACAGGGAGUGCCAGGCUGCCUUGGAAGUGCUGCUGGUUAGUCCUCUGUAUGACUGCCGCUGCAAAAGGGGCAUGAAGAAGGAGCUGCAGUGUCUGCAAAACUACUGGACCAUCCACAUGGGACUCACUGAAGGUGGAGACAUGGAUGACUCAUCUCCGUAUGAACCUGUAGCACCAAACCGACACCCUGAUGCGUUCCGCUUGGCCUCCAUCUCCUCAGGGAUGCUCACAGUAGCACCAAAGGGUUUCCACUGUCCUGAUGCCGAGAGAAACUGCAACCCCUGUCUUGAUGCGGCCAAAGCCUGCAACCUCAACAACAGCUGCAAGAGGCAACGCUCCAGUUACAUCGCUACCUGCAGCAAGGAGGACCCCAACAAGGGUGAAACGUGCAGCAAGAAGCGCUGCCACAAAGCGCUGAGGAUGUUCCUGGACCGUGUGCCCACUGAGUACAGCCACCGUCUGCUCUUCUGCCCCUGCCAGACUGAGGGCUGCGCUGAACGACGCAGGCAGACGAUCGUGCCUGAUUGCUCCUAUAAAGAUAAGGAGAAACCCAACUGUCUGGAGCUACGGAGGGUCUGCCGCCAGGACUCUCUUUGCAGGUCUCGGCUGGCUGAUUACCUGGUAAACUGCUGGAUGACUCCGCACGCAGUGAGCACCUGUCCCAACCAAGACAAUCACCAAGCCUGCUUGGCCUCCUACGCAAGGCUCAUCGGGACCGAAAUGACUCCCAACUAUGUCGAUAGCAGCUUCUCCAACUGGACCAUAUCCCCGUGGUGCACCUGUAAGGGCAGUGGAAACCAAGAAGAGGAAUGUAUGAACUUCCUGCGGUACUUCACCGACAACACAUGCCUAAGAAAUGCCAUUCAGGCCUUCGGUUAUGGGAUAGACAACAUGCAGAACAAAAGUGUUUCUGUCCCAGGCACCUCUGCGAUGACGAAGACGGGGUGGGAUUGGACAACGGGCACCUCGGAACCUCCAUUUGUCGCCAUCCCAAAGUAUCCUGAACCAAGAGACGGUGGCCUGGGCAAAACCCAGGGCCUGCCAGAGGAUCACUCUACCUGCCUGUGUGCCAACAUCUGGGCUCUGCUUCCCGGCCUGGCUUUGGCUCUUGUCCUGGCCCAGCAUGCCUUAUAGAAGUGCCAGGAGGAGAAAAAAGAGGUCAUCCACCCACAAGCUGAUCCCAAAAGCAGAAGGUGUUAUUUCUGAGACUGAUAUUAAGAAGGCUGAAUCUCUGGGCAGUUGACAUAAAUGGCAUUUAUGAAAGAGGAAAAACAAAAGGAGGUGGAAAAUGUUGAAAUUUUACAAACUGUGAAUUUGUUGUUCAUUUGAUGUAUUGUUUGGGUGGACCACAACUGUGAUGGAGUACAUGGCUUUAAAAAGGACCCUUGAUAGGAGAGGCCAUGAAGGCCAUUUUGUGGGAACGGCUCUCCCUCUGACUGAGACACCAAAACCCGGAGGACUGAAGCUGAUCAUGUCAAAGACUCCUGUACUUUUCUCACCAAAGGAGGGAGAGAGGGAAUGAGCAACAUAAUUAAAAGAAGGCAGGAUUGACAGAAAAGAAAUUGUUGCAGCAAGAAAAGGAAUGAGCAUGAGGUAAAUGGGGUAGAGUGAGAGCGAAAAGAGAAAAGAGAGACAUAUUUCUGCUAUCAGUCACUCUUUUUUUUUGUCUUGAAUUGGCUCUCGACUUAAUCUUCUCUUGGAUGAACAGACCACAAAUUUAGGGGCGGGGAUGGGGGAUGAUUACAUUCUGUCUCUUCAACACUAGUGUAAACUCUAAACUGUAAAGCCUACUCAGUGUUCUAAGUGUUGGUAUAGUAUCCGUGACCAUAAUCAAUCUACCGUACAGCUCUUUCAUUUGGGUGCUACAGUAUACUUUUUCAGCAGGCGGCGAAAAAGAACUAAAGACGGCGACAUUAACAGUAAAUGGUUCUCCGGUCAUUUGAGAUGUUGUUGUUGAUGACUGUGGGUGUUCGUCAUACGUCCACCUGCACAUGUGUAUAUUUCUGUCUCUAUGUAUAUAAACGAUUUUCUUUCAUUCAGCCUAAUGAUAUCUACAGUACCUUGAGUGGACAUUACUGUAUGCUAAGAUGGCUCUGUAUUGAGUAUUGAUACUAAUGGAAGGCCUUCAUUAUCUGCGUUUAUAUUUGUCUAUAAAGGUUUGAUCACAAAGAAUGUAUACAGGGAUGAGAUUAAACGAGCUCACACUGCUUGGAAAGCCAUAACCUGUGUCUGAGUAUCAUGCUGUGUUCACCGAGUGUGUAUGGGCAAUUAUUACAAUGUGUGAGUGUGUUCAUGUUUACAUGCAGAAGUAAAUAAGCCAAUGAGGAGCAGGUUAAAUUGCUAUUGUGGGGCUUCAUAUUCUCCCUCGGAGAGCAGAGCAGA
Molecule: messenger RNA, 3214 nt
Organism: Seriola dumerili (greater amberjack)
Lineage: Eukaryota; Metazoa; Chordata; Actinopteri; Carangiformes; Carangidae
Product: GDNF family receptor alpha-2-like
Exons: 8
Coding region: 557-1966 (469 amino acids)
Biological process (GO): nervous system development
Cellular component (GO): external side of plasma membrane; signaling receptor complex
Molecular function (GO): signaling receptor activity
Source: RefSeq, a predicted model, not a curated record